This is a messenger RNA of Drosophila biarmipes, 680 nucleotides long. RefSeq lists its product as uncharacterized. Bases 110 to 517 code for a protein of 135 amino acids. The transcript has 3 exons. The record is from RefSeq and is a predicted model, not a curated record. NCBI's taxonomy places the organism in Eukaryota, Metazoa, Arthropoda, Insecta, Diptera, Drosophilidae.
CACAGGUUUUUAGUUCCACUUUGGAGUUGACGACGUGCGUUACAAACUUGGCUAACAGCUGAAAGCGAACAGAAGUUUUUCGAACGACGAACCAACGAAAGCGACGGAAAUGAAGUUGGCUAAGAAGUGCUCCACCUACUUGGUGAUAUGCCUGGUUCUGCUGGCUUGCUUCUUGCAGGAAUCGGAGGCCACGCGCCGUGUGAACCGCGGUCGUCGCACCCUCACCCGCAGAUACUUCACUGGCCUUGCCAUCCCCGGCUGGGCGCUGAUCGUGUGCGUUGCCCUGACUGAGCUGCUCGUUGGCGGAGCCCUCUACUUCGUCCUGAAGAAGGUGAUCCUGGACAAGGAGCCCGAAGAUACGGCCACCUCGUAUACUCCCGCCCAGGGACAUACCACGGCACCCACCUACACUCCCGCCCAGACCCAUGAGACGGGAGCCACCACCUACACGCCCGCCCAAAACCAUGAGACGGCCAAUGUGACUCCCACGCCCACACAUGCCACUGCAAUCGCUUAGGAAGGAGUAGUAUUCCAGCUAAAGAGUUCAAAUCAGUUUAAAUUCCGCCAUAAACUAGCGUUAUGGCCAUUUAUUCAACACCCACAGAACACAUGUGCCCUUUGUUUGCCUUCGAUUUCGAAUAAAAUCAUUUGUCACUUGGCUGGCGCCAAACUAGUUCAUA